Saccostrea cuccullata (small rock oyster) is the source of this 4800-nucleotide messenger RNA. RefSeq names its product acid phosphatase type 7-like. Gene Ontology annotation, molecular function: metal ion binding; acid phosphatase activity. Bases 153 to 1928 code for a protein of 591 amino acids. The transcript has 10 exons. Lineage: Eukaryota; Metazoa; Mollusca; Bivalvia; Ostreida; Ostreidae. The record is from RefSeq and is a predicted model, not a curated record.
CAAGCUAUCGCAAAAAUCGAUUUGAUUACAGUGUAACAGCUGGCUAAAAACGAGAGAGCUCUGAUGGACUUUUCCACGAUGAUUUAGAACAGUGCACAUACUUAUCCACCAUAGGACGAAUACGCCGUGUUUUGUAAUAUUUUAGUCCACACAUGAUGUUUUCAGUAUUUUGGACUAUACUCGUUUUAUGUGUUUCUGGGAUACACUCAGUCCAUAUAGAGGAAGCACAAUGUCACCCAGAAGAAGUCCACAUUACGUUUGGCGACAAAGUGUCAGAUGUCGUCAUCAUGUGGUCAACAGUCGGUAAUUGUUCCAGUUCGGUAGAGUAUGGCCCUGGACCCUGGGGAUUAGCACACAGGGCCCAAGGGGAGACCAAGCUGUUUACAGAAACCAACCCCAACGGAAAGCAUUACCUCCACAGGGUUGAGGUUAAGGACCUUGGUAGUUCCACGACAUAUUUCUACAGACCUACCAGCAAUGGAGUUAGCAGCGGACCAUUCUACUUUAAGACACCGCCUUCUGGAUAUGAUUGGAGCCCGGAGUUUUUGGUAUAUGGGGAUUUGGGCGUGGAGUCUGAUGCGAUCGCUGCUCUGGAAACGGAAGCUUUGUCAGGGAAAUAUACGUCAAUUUUUCACGUUGGUGACUUUGCAUACAAUAUGGAGGACGAAGGAGGAAUGCAAGUAAAUGACACGCACAAAAAUGACACGUCCAUGGAUUUGUGCGAAAAUAAGAGAGGAGACACGUUUUUACGUUUAAUAGAAGAUUUUUCUUCUAGAGUGCAAUAUCUGACAUCUCCAGGAAACCAUGAAAUAGACCAAGGCAGUUUCGCCCAUUACCGGUAUCGGUUUUCUACGCCCGGUACAUCCUGGCCCAUCCCCCUAAACAGAUUGUGGUACAGCAUAGACAUAGGACAAGUGCACUUUGUCAGCUAUUCCUCGGAAGUGUUUUUCACGUCCGAUGGACAAUACAUUGCUGAACAAGAAAAAUGGCUGAAGGCAGAUUUGAAGCAAGCAAACGACAACAGAGCUCGUUGUCCGUGGGUCAUUGUUCUGGGUCACCGCCCAAUGUACUGCUCCAAUAGUGAUGGAGAUGACUGCACAAAGGCAGAUUCUAAAGUUCGCGCCGGAUUAGAGGACAUUUUCUUCAACUAUGGAGUCGACAUAGUUCUACAAGCACACGAGCAUUCUUAUGAGCGACUGUGGCCUCAGUAUAAAGGAGUCGUACUCAGCAAGAAUUAUACAAAUCCACAGGCACCAGUUCAGCUCAUCUCGGGGGCAGCAGGGAGCAAGUAUAAAGGAGACAACGAAAAAGCCAGGAGAGAAGAAUGGUCUGCCUUUGCAAAUACAGAUGAAUCAUUAAACAGCGUGGGUAAAUUGAAAAUUAUGAAUUCGACGCACUUGUAUUGGGAGCAAUAUAAUUUGUUAACAAAACGUGUGAUUGAUUCGGUGAUUAUCGUACAAGAUAACCACGGUCCAUUCAAAAAACAAAAAUUAUCCAACGAUGUCACGCAGAAAAUUGAAAAAGUAAAGCAAAAGGAGAAAGAGAGGAUCGAAAACUCGAAGGUUAUUCCGUCUCCGCCAAAUCAUCACAGAGAACCUGGUAAUUCAUCCGAGAGAACGAAGUCUUUAGGCACCGGUCAAAAAAUAAAGGAAAUGUUGACUCACGUUGAUAAACGAAUAGCGAUUGGGGUUGGUAGCGGAGUUGGUGCUCUUAUUUUAUUGAUUGUGGUAAUUUGUGUUGUAAAAAAGAAGAGAGCGGCUACUGUGCGGAAGUAUCGAAGAUGGGACGAUAAAGUUGAUUACGGAAGGAAGUUCUAUUCUAGUUACAAUCACGUGGAUUCUGGAGACAAGGAAGCAGACGACUUUGAAGUUGACGUCAGUGAUGGCAAUCUGCCAACAAGUAAACUUUUAACAGACGACCGGAAAUGACGUGUACAUGUGUACUAACCAAUGGUGUUCUUCAUAAAGCCAAAGUCCAAUGUGUGGUCAAAUAUAAAAGAAAUGCUGGCUCUUGCCAUUCAGCCAGUUGUGUGCCAAAUUCCAUAAAGAACAAAUAUCAACGAACAUACGUGGGAAAUUAUUAUGUUAACAAUCAAUUGUAUCAAUAAAAUGAUAUAAUUCAAAGAAACAUUUAUACUGCACACUGGUCAACCGUUCGUGUCUGGUGUCGAACAUAUACUAUAGUAACUCUUGAAAUUUUACGUUUAUUAAUUCAAAAUAAUUUUUAAUUUGCAAGGUUCUUAAGUGCAGUGAUGCAUCAUGUAGAUAUGCACAUCGAACUAAGAACGAAUAUCGAUUUUUUCUAGGUAAUAAGACUGAGCAGGGUUAUCUAGAAAAAAUCUAUGAAAUAUAAAAUAUGUUACUCAGACCCAUGUGAUCUACUUUGACAUGAGUCAUAACUGUAUCUAGUCAUAAGAUGAAAAAAAUCUUCAUUGCUAAUAUUUCUCUCAUUCAACUAUCUUUACUCUUAAAAAUCCUCAAAAUUUCAAUGUUUCUAAUUGAAAUAAGUAAGGACAAGGUACUGCACCAGCAACAUUUCUCGGGAUGUAUUUAAAAUAAAAUGGAUAAAGACAAACAUAUUAACAGGUUUUUAAAUUUUAAUUCCCCUCAAAAUGAAUUUGAGGAAGCGCUAACAUUUAUAGCUGCUGAGGUAAUGUGCACGUGUUUUUGUUUUUGUUUUUUUUUUUACAUUUAGUGCUAUUUUAAAAUGCACUGUAGUUUUUUGAAGUUUUUAAAAAUAAUUUAAAGACGUAAAUUGCCUUCUUGAAAAGGGAGAGCUUAUUGUGUUCCAUUUUCACUAUUAAGCGUAUUCUCUGGAAGAUGCAUCAAACGUAUUCACAGUCGUCAAAGCAUUGAAAAUCUGUCAGCUAGUGUUAAGUAUUUAUAAAUAGGAUUGCUAAACUCAGAUGGAAAUACAAUUCGCUUGGAAACACGUCUAUUUUAUAUGAGAUUUGUAGAUUGUUACUGAACGAAUUUGCAUGAUAAAUUUAUCAGUAUUCAGUGUUGCUUGUGGUUGUCUCUUCACUUUUUUGUACAGUUGAUGUAUAGAAUUUUUCUAAAUGUUGUUCUGGCAAAAGGUUUGACGUUGUGAAUUAGGGCGCCCUAUUGGGUGUACAUAUAUUCAUGUUGUGCUGGUGGAGGGUUGAUGUUGUCUAGUUGUUUUGGUAAAAUGUUGUUUCGGAUAAGGGUUGAUGUGGUUGUUGUUGUCAAAUAUUUUGUGUGAUUCCAUUGCGUUUUAAGAAUGUAUGUGUUGUCAUUUUUUGGAAAAAUAUUUUUUGUUGUCAUGAGAGGUUGAGAUGGUCGAUAUUUUUAAAAUGUUGUUUUGGUGAAGAGUUUGUGUUGUCAAAGGUUUUGGUUUGUGUGUUGUUUGGGCGAAGGGUUGUUGUUGUCUACGAUUUUAUGUGUUUUGGCGCCUUCUUGAAGGGUUGAUGUUGUAAAAGUUUUAAUGUGUUGUUUUUGGUGUUGUAAAGGUUAGGUAGUUGUUGUUUUGGUGAAGGGAUGAUGUUGUCAAGGUUUGAUGUGUUAUUUUGGUGGUGGGUUGUUGUUGUUGUAGAGUUAGUGUUGUUUUGUGAUUGGUUGGUGUUGUAGAGUUGGUAUUGUCAGGAAUUCGGGGUAAGUUGUUGUUUUGGUGAAGGGAUGAUGUUGUCAAGGUUUGAUGUGUUAUUUUGGUGGUGGGUUGUUGUUGUAGAGUUAAUGUUGUGUUGUGAUUGGUUGGUGUUGUAAAGUUGGUGUUAAUGUCAGGAAUUCGGGGUGUUAUUUUCGUAUAAAUGGUUAUUGUUUUCAGAAUUUUAUACCUGCAGGUGUGUUUUAUCGCUGUAGUAAAGUGUUAAAGCACGGUUGUGUAGUACAUUCGUUUGUUACAGUAUAUAGGAGUUUUAUACGUCCAUUUUAUUGAAUUAUUUGUUAAGAAAAUGAUCAAAUUAUUCAAUUUUGAUUGUUUCAAUGAAGAAUUUGUUUUCUAUUGCUUUCUUGACGAUAAAACAUAUUUUUUGUGUGGUACCAUAUGCAAAGGUAGAUUCACUAGUGUACUAGUAUGUUAUUCUCGCCAUUUAUGGGUUUUGUUGCGCGUAUGUCUAUACUCCUAUUUUGCAAUAGUGAACAGAAAUGGACAGAUUUUCAGCUGUAUUUGUAAGGUUGAGCUACUAGUUUUUCUUUGUGUAAAAUGGAGAAUUUGCAGUUGCGUGUUCCUAGUUUGGAAUAGUUGAACAAAUAGUACAUAUCUUCUGCUAUGUCUCAUUGUAAGUUUGAGCUACUGUUUUCCCCCGCUAGUCAAGUAUUUGUCGUAAUGGAGUUAGAAUACAACGGGUAACAUAGGGUUAAUUUAGGCGACUGUGGAUACUUUGAAUUUGAUCUAUCUUCAUUUUCAUAAGUAAAAAAAUUUGAAUGUUUAUCUUACUGAUAUAUAAAUUAAAACAUUUUUAUGAAUAAAAUUUAAGUUGUAUACUGUUCAUGGUCACUCAAGGAGGGAUAUAGCUUUCAUAUGUAUGUUCUAAGUGAUGUGUAUAGAUAUUUUAGACGAUGUUACAUGAUGCAUUGUUUUUUCUCUACUGCUGUACUUAUAUACUUGAUUUUCAUAGAACUUGACCAAACUUGAUCAUUUUUAUCACAGCAUUAGUCAUGUAAUCCAUUUUGUUGUUCAUUUUCAAUUAGUCCAUAGGAUGAUUUAGUUUGACCUGUCAUCGUGUAUGCAUUUUUACAAUGAUAUUUUGUAUUUUCUGGUGCUGGUGGAGGAUUGAAAUAUAUACAUGAAUGUUAACCUUUUUUAGUAUAAAAAUCUGAAUAAAUAAUACAUGAAACCGCA